Molecule: messenger RNA, 1777 nt
Organism: Caenorhabditis elegans
Lineage: Eukaryota; Metazoa; Nematoda; Chromadorea; Rhabditida; Rhabditidae
Gene: ppm-2
Product: putative protein phosphatase 2C T23F11.1
Exons: 8
Coding region: 5-1075 (356 amino acids)
Molecular function (GO): cation binding; protein serine/threonine phosphatase activity
Source: RefSeq, marked reviewed
AAGUAUGGGACAAACACUCAGUGAGCCAGUUACUAAAAAAGAGUCGGCGUCAUGCGCCAAUGAGAAUUAUUUGGUCGGUAGCAGUUGUAUGCAGGGAUGGAGAGUUGACAUGGAAGAUGCCCAUACACAUCUCCUUUCUCUUCCUGAUGAUCCAAAAUGUGCAUUCUUUGCUGUCUACGAUGGACACGGUGGAUCGAAAGUUUCACAAUAUUCCGGAAUUAAUCUUCACAAAAAAGUCGUCGCACAGAAGGAAUUUUCCGAGGGAAAUAUGAAAGAAGCAAUCGAAAAAGGAUUCCUAGAAUUGGAUCAACAGAUGAGAGUUGAUGAAGAGACAAAGGAUGAUGUUAGUGGAACGACAGCAGUUGUUGUAUUGAUAAAGGAGGGAGAUGUUUAUUGUGGAAACGCCGGUGACUCUCGUGCAGUAUCCUCAGUUGUUGGAGAAGCUCGUCCACUUUCAUUCGAUCACAAGCCAUCUCAUGAAACCGAAGCUCGACGUAUCAUUGCCGCCGGUGGAUGGGUUGAGUUCAAUCGUGUCAAUGGUAAUUUGGCACUUUCCCGUGCUCUCGGAGAUUUUGCAUUCAAAAAUUGUGACACAAAGCCUGCUGAGGAGCAAAUUGUCACUGCAUUCCCGGAUGUGAUCACUGACAAGCUGACACCGGAUCACGAGUUUAUUGUUCUUGCAUGUGAUGGUAUUUGGGAUGUAAUGACAAAUCAGGAAGUCGUAGAUUUUGUUCGUGAGAAGCUUGCUGAGAAGAGGGAUCCACAAUCGAUUUGCGAAGAGCUUCUCACUCGGUGCUUGGCUCCAGAUUGUCAGAUGGGUGGUCUCGGAUGCGAUAAUAUGACUGUUGUUCUCGUGGGACUUCUUCAUGGACAAUCCCCAGAUACACUUUUCACGAAAUGUGCCCGCCCAGCGGUAUUUACGGGUGUUAAUAACGAGGAUGGAGAUCAAAAUCAAAUUCAGCAAGAUAUUUCGCGUGUGAUAAACAACUUUGAUGGAGAACAACGGGUAAACGCUGCGAAUCAAGAAGAAGAGGAGGAUGACAAUGAACCAGCGCCAGCCAACUUCCAAGUUUAGAAAAUUCGCAAAAUUUCGGAGUAAUAUUUGGUGUGUAAAUAUCGAAUAUUAAAUAACACGAUUUCCCCCUGUGAUAGUGCUGAAUUUACUUUUUUAUCUUGCAUUGCUUUUGGUUUUUUAUAUUGCUCAAUUAUCAUGUUUCACAAAAAAUUUUCUUCACAAAACAAAAACCACCCAAAAUUUAAUAUUCCUUAUAGAGCACGUUAACAAUAUAAUUUUUCUUGCUUUUUAUAGCAUUUUACUUUCUUUGUUCUUCCCCCAUUCUUCAUUCACAGAUUUUCCGGUUGAAAUACCUUUCGAAUAAUUUCAAAAAAAUUUAAAUGCCAAAAUCUCUCUAGAAUUGUAAUGAAUUGAUUGCAGUGAGUUAUCUGGAAAAAAUUCAGGAAUUUCACUACAUGAAAAGUUGUCCUCUAUUGUUCAUCCCGCCAACUUUUGCAUAUCCCUUUUUCAAAUUUUAUUUUUUGUCUUAUUCCUACUCUCCCAUUUUUAAUAUGAUUUUUUAUCAGCCGUCCACUUUCCAUGACGCGUCUUUGUUUCCCAAGCAUUGAAAGUGUGAGAUGACUCGUUUUAUACUGAAAUACUCGAAAUAUUAGUGCUUCAAUGUGUAUUAGACAAUUGUAUUUUCUUCUUUUUGUCUCUUUUCACAUUUUUUUGUUCUUCCCAUUGAUUUUAUGAUUAUGAUUAAAAAAAUUUAUGAUUGAA